Messenger RNA from Ectocarpus siliculosus, 2255 nucleotides. Lineage: Eukaryota; Phaeophyceae; Ectocarpales; Ectocarpaceae. The record is from the annotation of a GenBank genome assembly.
AUGCUUUUGCUGGUCCUCGAAGACCAAAAGAUCAACAAGGCGAGGAGGAAGUGGCAGAAGCAGACGGAGUUCCUGUGCACGAUAAAGUUCCGCAACAGCCUCCCGGACCCGCCUUUGGGCCCCCACUUUCUCGACGUUCCCUUAGACCUUCAGAGCUACGUCAAGUACAAGCCCACCACUCUGGAGAGCGACUACAAGUGGAAGCUGCACUACGAGCGGGACCUCGGAGUCCCCAUCGACGUGAUCGAUCCGCGAAAUUACUUGCUGCCGAAGAAAGCGGUCCCGCUGCCACCGGAGGACGAGGCGCUGCUCAAUUGGCGAGAGGGAGAUGGACCCGGCUCAGUCAAGAAGGAGGACCUCUCGACCUCGGCCCGCCGUAAGACGGUGGACACGUCGGUCACCUGGCUCAAGAAGACGGUGUACCUCACCAACGACCCCUUCGACCCCGUGCACCAGUUCAAGUCGGAGCAGCAGACACAGGCGGACAAGGAGGUUGAGCUGGAGAAGGAAAUCGCGCGGGGGAAGAAGCAAGACCGGAAGAUGCUCAUCGAGGAGUCGUUUCUGCAUGCCAACAGCAACAAGCCGCUGGUGCACCAGGACGCCAGCAAGAGACACCUCACGGCGGAGUGGGUGAUGCCGGUGAUGCCGGACGUGUCCCUGUGGCCAAACACCUAUACCACCGUGAUGUUCGACAAGGACCCCGCGGCGGACGAGACUGUCAAGGGGUCGGAGGCUCGCAAGCGGAAACGUGCGGGCGAGGCUUUGGUGUGCAACGUGAAGCGGACCACCUUCGAGGGAAACUCGCACGAGGUGAUCACGGGGUCGUACCUGAUGCCGAAAGGCAAGGCAACGAAGAAGGGAGAGGGGGAGGAAGAGGAAGAGGAGGAGGAGGAGGAGGAGAAGAUGGACGUGGAGGAUGGGAGCGUCGGGUACGACUUCGUCAAGGACUACAAGUUCAACAUCGUGCAUUACGCGCAAACGCAAUACGACGGAAACCCGCACCUCCUUUUCGUCAUCAACAAAGACACCCAGGAGGCCAGCUUCUGCAAGCUUUCCGCCAAGGUCGAGCUUGCGAACCUUCCGCGGGGACAGGGACAACCCGCGACGGGACGGGGUGCUGUGGUGUCGAAGCGGAGCCUGUCGCCAGAAGAAGUGAGCAACGCUCGUAAGAAGGUGUCGGCCGACUUGCAGCUGGAAGGGGAGUACUACAUCGCCGGGGAAGACGGCCUCAGCAAUGGGGGCCACGCGGCUGGGGGUGACACGGGGGAGGAGGGGGACGAGGGUGGCGGUGGUGGCGGGUGGAGUGGGGGCGGUGGAGAGAACGGCCAUGCUAACCGCUCGGAGGCUGGUCUGAACGGCCACAGCGAUGAGAGCAGGGCGUGGAACGGGACGUCCGACGUUGAUCGGGAGUCGGUGCUAAGCAUGACGAUGGAGUCGGAGGCGUCAAACGUGGCAGUCAAGGGAACGGAAAGCUCCGAAGGCGACAUCGCGGGCGCCCACACGGAUGACGACGAGGACUCCGAACCGUGACCAAAGUCAUACCAACCUCUAUGUGCGGGCCCCUUUCUACCAGUAAGAGCGAAAGAAGGAACCGUUCGACCAAGCGGAAGAACGGGGCGCAAUGAACACGCUGUCGCUCUCUACGGCGGGAACAGGACCCCCGCAGACCGGGGAGUUUCCCUCUGUGCUUAAGUGCUGGUUUGGGAUCCGGUGUACUUGUGUUUGCGUUUUUGCUGCUAGAAGAUGGGCGUACAUCCCGGCCCGUGUGAGGGCUCCGGUCGUGGUGUCCACGUCGGCUAAGUGGUAGUAGAAAGAGUGACGAGACAGCUUGACCGCGUCUUGGCUGAGGACCGAAAAGAGCACCAACACGACAAGACGCCGCACUAGUAUGCCAAUAAGGACCCCCCCCCCUCCCCCUCCUCGGGUUGACUGCUGUGACCCUUUCAUUUCUUCUGCGUGAUGCCUGAUCGGGCGGAGUUCAACCUUGGGUUCGAGGCUCUCUGAGUAUCAUUUUGGGCGUUGCCCAUUUGUUGCCUCUCUAUGAAAACGCAAGAAGUGUCGCGUGGAAGGGGUGUAGGAGCUGAGGACCGACGAUAGUUUGUUGGUUUCUCUCGCUGAUAGCCGUUAUUUUGGUAUUGCUAGGUUGCCCAGCGUUGUGUGCUGAUGGUGUGAACUGAUUGGACAACAUUUGUGCGAUCUGCGUACGCCUGCCGUUGUUGUUGUUUGCGUUGCUUCCGGUGGUCUUGGUGUGGAAG